This is a messenger RNA of Closterium sp. Yama58-4, 1416 nucleotides long. NCBI's taxonomy places the organism in Eukaryota, Viridiplantae, Streptophyta, Zygnematophyceae, Desmidiales, Closteriaceae. The record is from the annotation of a GenBank genome assembly.
AUGGCGCUCCUCUCCUGCUUCCACUCGCUGAGAAACGUUUCGCAGUUGUGUCGCGUUCGUCUUUUCUUUCCGCGGACCUCGCGACUCGUUCCGCUUAUUCUCCUCUCAGUUCUCGCUCUGUCGUCAAUCUCGAGGGUCUCCUGUACUACAUCAACCGCCGACGAGGACAGUUCAUCCCGCGCCUCGAAAGCUGCAUAUCAAGAUCCUGACCGUUCAAAAUAUUUCUCAAAUUCAACAGGAGACGAUGAUGCUUCGCGCGUGUGCCGCGAGUUGGUGGAGCCGAAUGGCUUCACGUGCGAGGAUCACCGUGUGGUAACACGGGAUGGCUUCGUUUUAGGCCUCCAGCGUGUGACAAGUCGCCAGUUGGACGCGAGUGGAGCUGUUUUUGAUGUGAAUAAAACGAGCGGGGGAAAUGGGAGGGUCGUUUCUCGAGGUCCGGUGCUGAUACAGCACGGGCUGUUUCUGGGAGCCGAGAGCUGGGUUGUGGGCCCUCCUGGCAUCUCCCUGCCGUUCCUGCUUGCGAGGCUCGGCUUCGAGGUGUGGCUCGGCAACAGCAGGUGUGGGCCGUGGAGCUACGGACACACGAGGUGGCAGCCAAAGGAUAAGGAGUACUGGGAGUGGACGUGGGCGGACAUGGCACGCCAUGACCUGCCAGCGCAGAUCGACUACAUCCUGGCAGCCUCUCACACGGGAGCGAGGCAGGUGUUCUACGUGGGGCACUCGCAGGGCACGCUCACCUUCCUCUCCGCCCUCACUGCCGGCUACCUCCCACCUGCUACCGUCGCUGCUGCCUUCUUGCUCGCCCCUGUCACCUCCCUCGCACACCUCUCUUCACCCAUCGCUCACGAGGCAGCCAAGCUUGAUUUAGACCGGCUGGUGAGGGCAACGCGCCUUCACGAGUUCAGCCUGCGCAAUGCGUUGGGCGAGCUAGUGGUGGCCACUGCCUGUGCCUCUCCUCGCAUCAACUGCUCCUCCCUGCUCUCCGCAUUCACAGGUCCCAACUGCUGCAUUGACAUCCGGCACUUUGCCAAGCUGGUUCCCUGGUUCCCUCUCGCGUCCUCUGUCAAGAACAUGGCUCAUUUCGGCCAGAUGGUUCGCUCGGGAGAGUGGAAGCAGUUUGACUACGGAUUCAUUAAGAACUGGCUGCGAUACUGUCAAAGCACACCGCCAUUCUUCCGUGCCUCGGAUUUGCCCUCUACUACACGGCUCGCUAUAGCGUAUGGUGGUAGAGACUCCCUUGCAGUGCCUGCUGACGUGGAAUGGCUCAUUUCCAAGCUGGCACGACGACCCGAGGUGCUUUACAUGCCAGCUUAUGCACACCUGGAUUUCCUGUUCGCCACUCCGGUUGUUACAGACGUGUACACUCAAAUUGUGAGAUUCUUUACAGAGUAUCAGCUGGACAGAGCAUAUGAAUAA